CAUCAUGGUGGUUGGGGCGCGCCAGCCCAGAGUGACGAUGACAUUAAUUCUAUGCGGAGGAAUGAAAUGUGAGCGUGGGGUGCUCUAUGGGGUCAUAUCUCAGCUGCUGAUCUCCAGUGCCAACCAACAACCUCCAAGUCAAGUUGGCCUACGGUACGUGGUAGAGCAUUAUCAUCAUCCCCAUCGCUUUCGUCGAAGUCGACACCGAGGUCUUUGUUCGACACGCAGUCGAAGGAGGUGAGAGUUCCAUCGCCUUAAAGCACACCGCGAUCAUCUCUUGGGGUUCUCCUUGAAGAAACUUUUCCUUGGGAGGUCAACACCGCCGAUUCAGUCAUCAAUUGGAUGUGGGCGUUGUUAGUUCUCCGAGAGAAUCAAUAGUGAGGCGCCCAAUCCGUUGUGCCAAAACCAAUUAGUGGGAUUAAUUAGUGCAAUCACUUGACAGCUAGCUUCCGUGGCAUCAUCAUCAUCCUCUGAAUUCGUGGAGGAGGGCCGAAAUGGCCAUGAAAGAUUAAUCGGACACACAAGGAGAUUAUAAUGACUCACUUUGAGGCGAGAGAUGCUCAUUAUAACGAUGAGAGAUGCCGAAUGUGUGUGUGCACAUGAUUAUUCAUCAGGCUCAUUAAGACCAAUUCGAACAAAAAUGGAUGGCCACACGUGAUUCUGGCACUGUCAGAAGUGUUCUCUCCAACAUCUAAAUGUAGAGUCCAGUUCCAAAACGCUUGGUCUUUUCUAAAUGGUGAUCGCAGAGUUUGACAACAUGUCCGGCUCAUUUAAUCUGAGGCCUUUCUUUGGCGGAUACCCGUUCCAAGGUCAAGGACGCGUCAAUCAAUUGGGUGGAGUGUUCAUCAAUGGUCGUCCUCUCCCCAAUCAUAUUAGAUUGAAGAUCAUCGAGAUGGCAGCCGCCGGGGUUCGACCCUGUGUCAUUUCACGGCAACUUCGAGUCAGCCAUGGUUGUGUGUCCAAGAUCUUAAACCGAUACCAGGAGACAGGUUCGAUUCGACCCGGGGUGAUUGGUGGGUCGAAGCCCCGCGUGGCCACGCCCGAUGUCGAGAGCCGGAUUGAAGAUUACAAGAAGGAGAAUCCAGGUAUCUUCAGCUGGGAAAUCAGGGAUCGUCUUAUCAAGGACGGUCUUUGCGACCGUUCCAAUGCGCCUUCGGUGUCGUCCAUAUCGAGGAUUUUAAGGGGUUCUGGACACAUAGUCCAAUCCACCAUUCCUCCCCGACAUUUUGAAACGGAGGAAAUGCGCAGCAGAGACCAUAGUAUCCAUGGGAUUUUAGGAGCUCACGAGGAAGAUGACAGUGACGUGGAUAGUGAACCGGGCAUCCCAUUAAAGAGAAAGCAACGACGAAGCCGAACCACAUUUAGCGCCGAGCAGAUCGAAGAGCUUGAAAGGGCCUUUGAGCGCACUCAAUAUCCAGAUGUUUACACUCGAGAAGAAUUGGCACAACGGACCAAAUUGAGUGAAGCCAGAGUUCAGGUUUGGUUCAGCAAUAGACGAGCUCGGUGGCGGAAGCAAGUGGGAAACCAACAAGCCGCUUUAACAGCCUUUUCGGCCUCAGCCGUGGCUGCAGCCGCCGCAGCCUCGGUCAGUGGUUAUUCGGGAGCAACGGGAAAUGCACCAACGGUGUCGGCUGGAUACCAUUCACUUCAUGAUUCUUCGACACUCAAUCCUCACGGAGGCGCUUCUUGGACCAACAAUUUCUUUCCCCAUCAACAAAACCCGUCAGCCAUGUCUAUGUCAUCAUCAUUUGCGCCUCAAAUGAUGAGCAUGUUAACCACGUCCAACAAUGCAUUAUCUUCCUCAAUUGGGUCGUCCGGCCAUUUAAGUCAGCAUCCACCUCCUCCAGUCAGUUCCGGAUCUCCUCACGUGGACAGUCCUGCCCCCGGCAACGAGUACACAGAGUCAUCCUCGUCCCUGAACGGUCCACCCACUUCGUCACCCGCUGGCAAUGCAAACAAUCACAAUGACCUGGUGGAUGCCAAUCAGUGGGCUUCCAAACAGAGCCAUUUGAGCUCGUGGAACAAUCAGUUUCAGCACAUGGUCCCACCUGGGACGACCAAAAUGGAAAUGAGCUCCUGGGGAGUGGAUCCCAGUGCCUCUGCGGGUUGCUACGGCCCAAUGAUGAAUGAAAUGUUCGGUCAGACAUUUGCUCCAGCUGCGGCGGGCGGCUUGACGUCUUAUCCAACUAUGGCUGCUUUGGCCGCCACUGCGGGCUCGGAGCUUGGAAACAAUAACCAGUACAAACAUAGACCAUGAAAACGUUCUUGUAUUAGUCAAUUUCUGUAUAGACGUGAAGGCAAUUACACGAGCACAAGAUAGAUCAUUCAAAUGUCACUAAGAAUCGCUUCCUUUCUGCGGCAUUCUUCAUUAAGGCUAUGCGGGUGAUAAUUGCUGUGGGUGUGGGUUCAAUGCCGAGGUUUGGGUUUGGUUAGGGACGGAGUUGCUUCGACUUUGGGGUCGUUGCAGGGCUCCUGGACCAUCCUCAUCUAAUCACUCGGCCUUGACCUUGGCCCAAUAUUAACCCCAUGGUCAAUA
Molecule: messenger RNA, 2536 nt
Organism: Tigriopus californicus
Lineage: Eukaryota; Metazoa; Arthropoda; Copepoda; Harpacticoida; Harpacticidae
Product: protein gooseberry-like
Exons: 5
Coding region: 734-2257 (507 amino acids)
Biological process (GO): anatomical structure development; regulation of transcription by RNA polymerase II
Molecular function (GO): DNA-binding transcription factor activity, RNA polymerase II-specific; RNA polymerase II cis-regulatory region sequence-specific DNA binding
Source: RefSeq, a predicted model, not a curated record